This is a messenger RNA of Mytilinidion resinicola, 1293 nucleotides long. Its product is annotated as RNA-binding domain-containing protein. Bases 195 to 1139 code for a protein of 314 amino acids. Gene Ontology annotation, cellular component: spliceosomal complex. Gene Ontology annotation, biological process: positive regulation of mRNA splicing, via spliceosome. Gene Ontology annotation, molecular function: RNA binding. The record is from RefSeq and is a predicted model, not a curated record. NCBI's taxonomy places the organism in Eukaryota, Fungi, Ascomycota, Dothideomycetes, Mytilinidiales, Mytilinidiaceae. The transcript has 4 exons.
CGCUCCUCCCUCCCAUCCUCCACCUCGUCACUUUCACCUCGACAAACCCAAGCAACCUCUGUCACUCCUUAUUGCCGUUGACCACGAGCAGCGUCUUCGUAAGCGACUGCACUUCCAGCUGCCGCCCGCCCUCCGCCUGUCGCGCUCAAACUUCGCUGGUCAAAACAAACUUCACCACAAACACCUGCACAACGAUGUCCGCCAUGGAGUACGAGACCGAGCCACGCUACGACGACGAGCCUCGCGGCUACGACCGUGACAGGAGCCGCUCACCACGCGCCGACCGUCGCGAUGAUGAUGGUGGGAGGGCUCGCAGUGCCUCUCCCAACGAUCGCGACCGUAUGGACAGCCGCGGCCCCCCUCCCGAGCCUCGUCAGCAAGGCGAGGACGACAACUCUCGCAAUCCUGGUUCAAAUCUCUUCGUCACCGGCAUCCAUCCAAGCCUCACCGAGGCUGAGGUCACUACCCUGUUCGAGAAGUAUGGCGACGUCGAGAAGUGCAACAUCAUGCGUGAUCCUCACACUAGGGAAUCCCGUGGCUUCGGCUUCGUCAAAAUGGUGACAUCUGACCAAGCGGAUGCCGCCAAAGAGGGUCUUCAAGGCGAGGUUCACCAGGGUAGGACUCUCAGCAUCGAGAAGGCCCGUCGUGCCCGUCCACGAACCCCGACUCCGGGCAAGUACUUCGGUCCGCCUAAACGCGAGGACUUUAGGGGAGGCCGUGGAGGCGGCGGAGGAGGUCGAUUCAACGACCGUUACGACAGCGACCGACGCGGCGGUUAUGGUCGACGCGAUGACUAUGGCGGGGGCUAUCGAGGCUCCCGCUACGGAGACCGCGACGACCGUGGAUACGGCGGUGGGGGACGCCGCGAUCGCGAUGACUAUGGCUCUCGUGGCGUAGACCGCUAUGCUUCAUCGCGUGACGACCGGUAUGGUGGCCGUGGAGACGAGCGCCGUGGUGGUGGUGGCGGCGGAGGAGGAGGCGGCGGCGGAUACUACGAUCGCUCCGGAGGCCCUCCUCCUGGAGGCGCUGGCGGAGCUCCGUACGCUGAUCCUCCUCACAAGGAAGGUCGCGAUGCCUACGGCGGCGGGGGCAGAUCCUACGACGACCGUGGUGACGACUUCCACUACGCUCGCAAUUGAAGCACCUCGCUAAUCUACCCAGAUUCCAAAAGAGUCUGAGAAGUUAUGGAGGACCUCAAGGUUUGGAGACUUGGAAGCCCGAAUUUUCAACGACGGUCUUCGACAACGUGCCCUCCCCGGCAAGAUUUCCCUUUUUCUGUAUCACCUCCUUCCU